AUGUGCUAUGACCGCUACGUGGCCAUCUGCAGACCCCUGCACUACGGGACCCUCCUGGGCAGCAGAGCUUGUGUCCACAUGGCAGCAGCUGCCUGGGCCUCUGGGUUUCUCAAUGCUCUGCUGCACACAGCCAGUACAUUUUCACUGCCCCUCUGCCAGGGCAAUGCCCUGGGACAGUUCUUCUGUGAAAUCCCCCAGAUCCUCAAGCUCUCCUGCUCACACUCCUACCUCAGGGAACUUGGGAUUCUUGUGGUUAGUGCCUUUUUAGGAUUUGGCUGUUUUGUCUUCAUGGUGGUGUCCUAUGUGCAGAUCUUCAGGGCUGUGCUGAGGAUCCCCUCUCAGCAGGGAAGGCACAAAGCCUUUUCCACCUGCCUCCCUCACCUGGCCGUGGUCUCUCUGUUCCUCAGCACUGCCAUGUUUGCCUACCUGAAGCCCCCCUCCAUCUCCUCCCCAUCCCUGGACCUGGUGGUGGCAGUUCUGUACUCAGUGGUGCCUCCAGCACUGAACCCCCUCAUCUACAGCAUGAGGAACCAGGAGCUCAAGGACGCCGUCAGGAAAGUGAUUUCUUCAUUGUUCAAGAGUGAGAGAUUUAAAGCCUCUUUCCAGAAGUGA
Molecule: messenger RNA, 612 nt
Organism: Apus apus (common swift)
Lineage: Eukaryota; Metazoa; Chordata; Aves; Apodiformes; Apodidae
Product: olfactory receptor 14J1-like
Exons: 1
Coding region: 1-612 (203 amino acids)
Biological process (GO): G protein-coupled receptor signaling pathway
Cellular component (GO): membrane
Molecular function (GO): olfactory receptor activity
Source: RefSeq, a predicted model, not a curated record